UGGAUGAUGAUGCUGGACCAGAGAGCGGGUCCAGAAGGGCCGCUUCAGUGCCGCACACACUCAACCCUCUCCGCGCACUAACUGACGUGUUUUGCGCAUUUCCUGGACCAGCCUUCAGACACACUCAGUCAGGAGAAAAAGAGGCAGGUCUGCAGGAAACUGAGUACCGACGGUCAAACAAGAACCCUGGGAGAAGCAAGCGAGCACGGAACCCUUGAAAACACUCGUCCACGUUCUCCAGUCUGGGGGGAAUCGAACGACACUUUGCGGGGAUAACUUUCCUCCCAAUGCGCGGAGGAGACGCAUCCAGCAGCGCUCCAGCCAGACGAGGGAACAGGCUCACCCUGAGGAGAUCCAGCAAAUAUUUCUGGCAUAUUUUGAGGUGUGGAAUGCUGGUCGUAUCGGUGUUGAUACACCGUAGCUCUCCUUUUUCGCUCCAACUUGCAUUGACUGCCUACAGGGGUGUUUGGACAGCUUCAAGAUCACAUGCAGGUUAUCCGUAGGUCAUAGCAAUAGAUUUCCUUUCUGUCUGGACCUUCUACACUUUGCAUGCAGAUCCACGAGGACGACGAAGGGCAUUUUACCGUUGUUUCAAAAGGAGAAACAAUCCAGAAAUCAAACCGGUGGACCGUGACAUACACUGGUUGAAUAAUUAACCAGGCGCCGAAGUGGAAUAUUCGUACUAAAGCUCUCGAAAGUGGCCAUGGUGGUCUUUAACGGUCUGCUGAAGAUUAAGAUCAGCGAGGCUUUGGACCUGAAGCCCACAGCCUGGUCUCUGAGACACGCCGUCGGCCCCAAGACGCAAACCUUCCUGCUGGACACGUACAUCGCACUCAACGUUGAUGAUUUUCGCGUGGGUCAGACCUCGACCAAGCAGAAGACCAACAGUCCCGUCUGGCACGAUGAGUUUGUAACGGAGGUGCACGACGGUCGGAAGAUCGAGCUGUCGGUGUUUCAUGACGCGCCGAUUGGCUACGACGACUUUGUAGCCAACUGCACCAUUCAGUUCGAGGAAUUGCUGCACAACGGCAGUAAACACUUCGAGGACUGGAUAGACUUGGAGCCAGAGGGGAAGGUCUUUGUCAUUAUUGACUUGUCCGGAUCAUCCAGUGAAGCAGGAAGCUGCAAAAAUGAGGAGCGUGUGUUUCGUGAACGCAUGCGUCCCAGGAAGAGGCAGGGAGCUGUCCGGAGGAGAGUGCAUCAAGUCAACGGGCACAAGUUCAUGGCCACCUACCUGAGACAGCCCACCUACUGCUCACACUGCCGCGACUUCAUCUGGGGUGUAUUAGGAAAGCAAGGGUAUCAGUGCCAAGUGUGCACCUGUGUAGUUCAUAAACGCUGCCAUGAGCUGAUCAUCACUAAAUGUGCAGGUCUGAAGAAACAGGAGGACACCACAGAGGAGGUGGGAUCUCAGCGCUUCAGCGUCAAUAUGCCUCAUAAGUUCCGGAUUCACAACUACAAAGUCCUCACGUUCUGUGACCACUGCGGUUCAUUACUGUGGGGUCUGCUGCGGCAAGGGCUGCAGUGCAAAGUUUGUAAGAUGAAUGUGCACAAGCGUUGUGAAAGUAAUGUAGCUCCUAACUGUGGGGUGGACGCCAGGGGCAUCGCCAAGGUGCUGUCCGACCUCGGAGUCACUCCAGAUAAACUCUCCGGCAGCGUCCAGAGGAGAAAAAAGAUCUCUCAGGGUCCAGAUCCACAACCCUCACCCAUAUCCCCACUGUUAGAAGAGGACCGAUCCAAAUCUGCACCUACAUCACCAUGUGACCAGGAUAUAAAGGACCUGGAGAACAUCAGGAAGGCACUUUCGUUUGACCAUCGAGGUGAAGAGCUAAAGCCAGCCUCGUCCUCCUCUCUGACCGAGGGAGAGUCAGAGGAGACGGGGGAGGCGAGAGAGAACGGAGAGGUGAAGACCGUCCAGACCAAAAGGAUGAUGCUGGAAGACUUCUCCUUCAUCAAAGUGCUCGGGAAAGGCAGCUUUGGCAAGGUGAUGCUGGCUGAGUUAAGAGGCACUGAUGAGGUUUUUGCGGUGAAAGUGUUGAAGAAAGACGUCAUCCUGCAGGACGAUGAUGUGGACUGCACCAUGACUGAGAAACGCAUCCUAGCCCUAGCCAGAAAACACCCUUAUCUUACCCAACUGUACUGCUGCUUUCAGACCAAGGACCGUUUGUUCUUUGUUAUGGAAUAUGUGAAUGGCGGAGACCUGAUGUUCCAGAUCCAGCGUUCACGCAAAUUCGAUGAAGCUCGUUCCCGGUUCUAUGCUGCUGAGGUGACCUCAGCCCUCAUGUUCCUGCACCAAAAUGGGGUCAUUUACAGGGAUUUGAAACUAGACAACAUUCUGUUGGACGCAGAAGGUCACUGUAAGCUGGCAGACUUUGGCAUGUGUAAGGAGGGAAUCCUGGAUGGCAUCACGACCACAACAUUCUGUGGCACACCAGAUUAUAUUGCCCCAGAGAUCUUGCAGGAGCUUGAGUACGGCCCAUCAGUGGACUGGUGGGCUCUAGGUGUGCUGAUGUACGAGAUGAUGGCUGGUCAGCCUCCUUUUGAAGCAGAUAAUGAAGAUGACCUUUUUGAGUCCAUUCUCCAUGAUGACGUCCUAUAUCCCGUGUGGCUCAGCAAAGAGGCCGUCAGCAUUCUUAAAGCGUUCAUGACGAAGAGUCCCAGUAAGCGGUUGGGUUGUGUUGUGUCCCAAGGACUGGAGGAAGCUAUUAAAGUGCAUCCAUUCUUCAAAGAGAUUGAUUGGGUACUUCUGGAACAGAGGAAGAUCAAGCCGCCAUUCAAACCACGUAUUAAAACCAAAAGAGACGUCAACAAUUUUGACCAGGACUUCACCCGUGAGGAGCCGGUGCUCACCCCGGUAGAAGACGCCAUUAUCAAGCAAAUCAACCAGGACGAGUUCAAAGGCUUCUCUUACUUCGGUGACGAGACUCUGUCUUAAAACUAAAGCCUCCAUCUCUUGCGCUGUACUUCGCACACAAGUGCGCUGCGAACGCUGUGAACGCCCAUGAGCUCACUGUAGACCAUCAUUCACCAAGAAUUAGAUGCUUUCAUUUAAAAGUAGACAGUUAGGCAUUACAAUUUUUCCUGCUGAACCCC
This is a messenger RNA of Rhinichthys klamathensis goyatoka, 3093 nucleotides long. RefSeq names its product protein kinase C, epsilon b (gene prkceb). NCBI's taxonomy places the organism in Eukaryota, Metazoa, Chordata, Actinopteri, Cypriniformes, Leuciscidae. Gene Ontology annotation, biological process: protein phosphorylation. Gene Ontology annotation, molecular function: diacylglycerol-dependent serine/threonine kinase activity; ATP binding. The transcript has 15 exons. Bases 704 to 2935 code for a protein of 743 amino acids. The record is from RefSeq and is a predicted model, not a curated record.